Molecule: messenger RNA, 2620 nt
Organism: Mauremys mutica (yellowpond turtle)
Lineage: Eukaryota; Metazoa; Chordata; Testudines; Geoemydidae
Gene: KCNJ16
Product: potassium inwardly rectifying channel subfamily J member 16
Exons: 3
Coding region: 208-1437 (409 amino acids)
Biological process (GO): potassium ion import across plasma membrane; regulation of monoatomic ion transmembrane transport
Cellular component (GO): plasma membrane
Molecular function (GO): inward rectifier potassium channel activity
Source: RefSeq, a predicted model, not a curated record
CCACCCAUCUGAGAGUUUCACAACCGCAGGUACGCAGAUACCAAAAGGGCACUUGAUAUAACUUGCUUGUGGAAGAAUGAACAAAGAUUUCAAAUGAGGAGAGAGAACAAUUAGCCAUUGGAACCACGGACGUGACCAGUGAGUUGAGGCCACUGAGCCGACACAAGACGGAUGACUGAGCACUGUGAUCACUAGAGGCUUGUAAAAAUGCAAGGAAAUAAGCUUAGCUACCAAAAUUCUUCUCAAGAAUGCACCACAGUGAGGGCAAAAAAAAUGCAGAAGAGAUUUCUCCACAAGGAUGGCAGCUGCAAUGUGUAUUUCAAACACAUCUUUGGAGAAUGGGAGAGUUACGUGGCUGAUAUUUUCACCACAUUAGUGGACAUCAAAUGGCGCCAUAUGUUUGUGAUAUUCUCUUUAUCUUACAUUCUUUCUUGGCUGUUCUUUGGCUUGGUCUUUUGGCUUAUAGCAAUCCAACAUGGAGAUUUAGUACAUGAUGAAGAAAUAACCCCUUGUGUUGCUAAGGUGCAUAGCUUCACGGGAGCAUUCUUAUUCUCACUUGAAACCCAGACGACCAUAGGUUACGGCUUUCGUUGCGUCACUGAAGAGUGCUCUGUAGCGAUCCUCAUGGUGGUCCUACAGUCAGUAUUAAGCUGUAUUAUCGACACAUUCAUUAUUGGAGCUGCCUUGGCUAAAAUGGCCACAGCUCGAAAGAGAGCUCAGACCAUCCGCUUCAGCUACUAUGCCACCGUAGGCCUAAGAGAUGAUAAACUUUGCCUCAUGUGGCGCAUUGGUGAUUUCCGGCCAAACCACAUGGUUGAAGGCACAGUACGAGCUCAGCUUCUGCGCUACAUGGAAGAUAUGGACGGGAGAAUGACAAUGGAAUACAAGGACUUGAAGUUACUAAAUGACCAGGUCAUACUUGUUACACCCGUGACCAUCGUACAUGAAAUUCACCAUGACAGCCCUUUAUAUGGUCUAGAUCGAAAAGCUUUGGCCAAAGACAGUUUUGAAAUCUUGGUUACAUUUGUCUACACUGGAGAUUCAACAGGAACUUCACACCAGUCGAGAAGUUCAUAUGUCCCCCGAGAAAUCCUUUGGGGACACAGGUUCAACAAUGUCUUGCAGGUGAGGAAAAAAUACUACAAUGUGGAUUGCCUACAGUUUGAGGAAACCACGGAGGUUUACGCUCCCUAUUGCAGUGCAAAACAACUGGAUAGGAAGGAACAUGAAUGGAACAGAACUAAGAAAACAUUGGACAGAGGAACAAGUACAUCAACACUGGAGGUCAGAGAUACAUCAUUUAAGGCAGUUGCGCUCAUCAGCAGUUCUGAAGAUCCAGAAGAUUUAAUGAAAGCUGUCAACCAAGAUUCUAGAGAGCUGCCUUAUCAGAAAGAUCCACUGACCUUAAAUAGAAUCUCAGCAAAGUCCAAGAUCUAGCUAUUCACUGCAAUUAAAAUUACUGCCCCAACUGUUGCCUAAGCAGCCUGUAAAAUAUAAGCAGUGUUGAACUCCAUACACACAAGUAUUUACCUAAUAAAUCUAAUUCUAAGUGUAUACUCAUCCAAUCAGAGAAUAAAACCAAUAUAAUGUAUCCUGUAGGUAGAUUUUUCAAAAGUAUUGCUGCCACGCUUUUGUUAUUUGUUCCCCCUUUAUCUGAUCACUUUGGUAUUCUGGAUCCUAUUCUGAACCCUUAAUACAGAUUCCCUUGUUAAUCUGGCUUUCACAGCAGUCCACCUGUAAUCUCCUCUGCAUUAUCUACAGUGCAUGUCUGUUACAAUUAAUACAGUUCCUUGCACGGAACACUUUUCCAGCAAGAAAAGGUGUCUCUGGAAACUGAUGAUGAUGGGUGAUCACUCGUUACUGAGUAUGAUCAUCUUCCAUGGGAGUUAUGGGUCCUCAGGUGGCUAAUAAGGCCAAUCCUUGAACCACAAGUUCUAUUACAACGAGAGCAGAUCUUUUCAGGCUCAGCAGGAGGCUGUUGACCAUGACUGGAAGCUAGUCUCUCCUUCCUCCUGCGCCUCUUGUCCUCUUUAGCUUGUCGGCGAGCAAGUUCAAAAUGCAGGGGAUCAUCACAUAGGACUUCACUCCAUUUUAAGCGAUCCUAGGCAAGUGUCUCCCAAGUGUCAAUAUUACACUUUUUAAGGUUGUCCUUCAGCAAGUCAUUAUAACGCUUCCAUUGUCCACCCACGUUAUGGUGCCCCUCUUUCAGCUGAGAGAACAGGACCUGUUUUGGGAGGUGAUGGUCUGGCAUCCGGACAACAUGACCAGUCCAGAGAAACUGCUGAUGGAUGAUCAUUGCCUCAAUACUGGUGGUCUUUGCCUCUUCCAGAACACUAAUAUUGGUGCACCUGUCUUCCCAUUUGAUCUUCAGAAUCUUACGAAGGCAGCGUUCAUGGACUUUCAAGUGGUGUCUAUAGGUUGUCCAAGUUUCAGUGCCAUACAACAGUGUUGAGCGACUAACAGCUUGAUAAACAAGAAGCUUGGUGAACUAUUGAGCUAUGCACUUUGCAAAUGCAUUAAAACCAUUUGGGGAUUUUUCAUUCCCUAUCACCAAUCGCCGGUCUGGAAACCACCUGUGUGAGUAGAUUUACUCAUGUAAUAAAGCAACAUGUGUGAGUAA